Messenger RNA from Penicillium brasilianum, 966 nucleotides. NCBI's taxonomy places the organism in Eukaryota, Fungi, Ascomycota, Eurotiomycetes, Eurotiales, Aspergillaceae. The record is from the annotation of a GenBank genome assembly.
AUGUCCUUUCCUGGCCUUGUCGGUGCGAUGCACUACGCUUGGGCUGAGGUCACCGAACCCAGCAAUGUCCUCGUCGAGAUCCUCAAUGACGAGAGCAAAGCCCGCACCUUGUACAACAUGAUCGAGCGUCAGUACAAGUUUAUCUCCACUGAACGCUCUGACGAAGAGGAGCGUGGCGAGAUGACCAUCUUCGACAAGGUGCUCGUCGAUAUGUGGCACGAGGAGCACCAGCUCCAAAACAUCGGGCUCCUCGAGUUCUUCCUCGAGGAGUACCUGAUGGCCAAGUCGGUGGACACCUACGCCGAGAAAAAGGCCCUCGUCUUUGCCCACCUGGAAGCUGGGGCGCUUAUCGAUGCAGCUUUCGCCAACCCUGACCAACUCGAAUUGGUCGCCGGGCCGGCCGAGACCACCGCCAAUGAAGGUCUCAUCCAGCAGGAGUCCGCCCUGGACAACCUCAUUCGAGUGUACCAGGAAGCCAAGGCCAGCGCCUACUACAGUGACGCGGACAAGUCGGGCAUUUCCAACAAAGAAACUGACAAGUUCAACAAUGUCCGUUUCCUGCGGGACACUGCCGAGAAUCUUUGCCGGCACAUGAAGGCUCACGGCCACGAGUCGCACCCGCUGAUGCCCGAGGUCGAGAAGAUGGUCGAAAUCAGCGCCAAGCAUGCUGAGCAUCUCGCCGGUGGUCGGAAGCGCGUCUUCGAGGUCUCCGAAGAUGAGGACUCGCGUCCUGUCGGACCUCACUGGAGGUGGCAGCGACGUGGAUCUGGUCGCCACAGCAAGCGGCCCCGGGACUCAUACCGUCCCAACUACGAGAGCCGGCGCGACCGCUACGAGCCGGACGAUGAUUACGACGACCGUCGUGACCGUCGUGACCGGUACGACCGAGACAGCGACGACGAGGACCGCCGCCGCCACCACCACGGCCGGGACGACAGCCGUGACCGUCGCCGCCGCGAGCACUAA